Messenger RNA from Adineta ricciae, 1047 nucleotides. The record is from the annotation of a GenBank genome assembly. Lineage: Eukaryota; Metazoa; Rotifera; Eurotatoria; Adinetida; Adinetidae.
AUGGCACUCGGUGAUGAUCUCAAUUCUGUACAAUCAGCGUUAACAUGCUAUGCUCUACCAAUCAUUUUAAUCUUGGGCGUUUUUGGAAAUUUUGUAAAUAUUUUAGUUUUUUCCCAAAAACAUCUUCGGAUCAGUUCUUGUGCGAUUUAUUUUAUCUCAACGUCGAUCUUCAACAUUCUUGUUAUGACCUUUGGAAUACCUUCGAAUAUUGUAAUAGCUUAUACGGCAUAUGAUUUUGCAUCAUAUUCAGCUGCCUAUUGCAAACUUCGUUCAUACUUGAUUCAUGUCUUGUUCAUGAUCUCCCGUUCAGCAGUAGCCUUGGCUUGUAUCGAUCGCUUUGCCUUAUGUUCAUCCAAUGUUCGAAUUCGUGCAUUUAGUCAACGCUCAAUGGCCAUCAAAAUGGUAUUAAUAGCUUCGAUUGUUUGGUUUGUAAUUCCUUCACAUAUGAUCGUGUAUGUAGAUAUUCAAAUGCCUAACCGACGUUGUGGUGGAAGUGGAAAUUAUUCAUAUAUCUACGGUUUAUAUGCUGCUAUCGUUACGACAAUUCCAUUGAUCAUAAUGGUAGUGUUCUCGACUUUAGCAAUUCGAAGUUUGAAACACAUUCAAUUUCGCGUUCAACCUGAUCCAAGAAUGAAUGGCCAAACCGUUCCCAAAAAUAUUCGCAUACAAAAACGCGAUGUCAAGUUAACGUUGAUCUUGAUUGGCGAAGUGAUUAUCUACUUUUGCUCAACAGUAUCAUUUCCGAUUUAUUCCAUCUAUGCUGCAAUCACAGCAACUGUCCCAAAGGAUACUCUCCGAACCGCCAUCGAAAGUUUCAUGCGUUACAAUUCAUUAAAUUUCUUGAUCUACGUGAAUGCAGCUUCUAUCUUUUACAUUCAUCUGUUGGCAUCGGGAGCCUUUCGUAAAGAGUCCAAACAAGUGUUAUUUCGAAUAUUCAAAAACGAAGAAAAUCGCAAUGUAUGGUUGUCGACAGCAGGAAUGACCAAUACUAAAAGUCGCUUUGGUAAACGACAACAACAACAGAUGGAAACAUCCUUUAAAAAAUGA